Phragmites australis (common reed) is the source of this 4468-nucleotide messenger RNA. Its product is annotated as protein NETWORKED 2B-like. Lineage: Eukaryota; Viridiplantae; Streptophyta; Magnoliopsida; Poales; Poaceae. The transcript has 3 exons. Gene Ontology annotation, molecular function: actin binding. Bases 350 to 4045 code for a protein of 1231 amino acids. The record is from RefSeq and is a predicted model, not a curated record.
CACAACGCGGUGAAGGAAGAAGAGAGGAAGGGGAGGGGAAAAAAGUAGAAAGGGGGAGAGAAAAAGAAAAAAAAAAACAAGAAACAGUAACGGAAGGAAGGAACUCCAGUCAGCUCCUGCCGUGUUGGGAACGCGGCGGCGACGCUGCUGACUCUUCUUCCUUGGUUUCAUCCUCUCCUCAUCAGGACCACAAAUCAAUCCUCCUCUCUCCUCUCAAAUAAGUCAACCGACCAACCGACGGAGUCAAUCAAUGCACAGGGAUUCAAGGGGAGAAAAGAAGAAGAAGAAGGAUCUGAUUCUGGAGCGGAGGGGAGGGCGAUCGCCAUAAGAGAAGACAAGAGAGAAGGCGAUGCUGCAGCGGGCGGCGAGCAAUGCCUACUCGUGGUGGUGGGCGAGCCACAUCCGCACCACCCAGUCCAAAUGGCUCGACGCAAACCUCCAGGAGAUGGAAAAUAGAGUCAAGAUCAUGCUUAAACUCCUUGGAGAGGAAGCUGAUUCCUUUGGCAAGAGGGCCGAGAUGUACUACCGCAGGAGACCAGAAGUGAUAAGCCAUGUGGAAGAAGUCUACAGGGCUUACAGAGCUCUCGUUGAACGGUAUGACCACAUAUCCAAGGAGCUACAUAAGGCCAAUCACACUAUUGCUACUGCUUGUCCAGAAGAAGUGCAAUACGCAAUGUUAGAACAGGAGGAUGAUAAUUUCCCCAAAGCAUUGACACCAAUUAACUCGCAGAAGAUACUUAAGUCGACAGUUGAAGAAAUUCUGAAGAGAAAAAGAGAAGGUCCGUCAGGGAGGAACAAGGGAUUGCACGAAGGGUCUGCUCCACACAUGAGCAAAGAGAAGGCAGAAGAAGAGAUCAGUAGACUUCAGAAGGCUAUACUUGUCCUGCAAACUGAGAAAGAAUAUGUCAAAAGUUCUUAUGAGAAUGGUAUUGCUAGGUAUUGGGAGAUUGAGAAGCAGAUUGCAGACACGCAGGAGGAAAUUUGUCUUAUUCAAGAUGAAUAUGAUGCACAUGCAGCCAUUGAUGAUGAUGAAGCCCGUGCCUUGAUGACAAUAACAGCUCUUAGAUCUUGUCAGGGUACAGUAGCUAAGCUGGUACAUAAUUUUGAGGAGUUAAUCAGGAUUGCAUCCAUGGAGUCGGAAAAAACAAAGUCUCUCCGAGCACAGUUGUAUGCUAUGAAUGGCAACACUGACAUAUCGUCAGGAGAGGCUGGCAGCACAGACAUGUCAGAGAACAAAAGAGUUUAUCCUAUUACUCAGGAAAUACUCGAGUUGCAGCCUAUAUAUGAAAAAAUUGAUAAUUUUUUUUCAAACAGUUAUGAAUCCUCUGCAGAGGAGAUGGCAGAGAAAGUUGAUAAACUUAUUGAUAAGGUCAUGGACUUGGAGCUAAAGUUCCCAAAGCAAUCAGCACAAAUCAAGCAACUGAAACAAGAAAAUGAGAACCUCAAGAAUAAAUUGGAUGAGUUACAAGACGAGAUGGCACUUCGUGAUGAUCCAAGCGAUUUAGAUGAACAACUCAAGCUAUUAGAAGAUGAGUUGAAUAGAGUCAGAGUUCUUGAAAGAUCAAUUAUCGAGGAAGAAGUUUUUGUCAGCACAGCCUUUUCUGAAGUUUUUAGUUGCAUAACUAAUAUCUCAAAGGCACUUGGAUCUAUUGGCCCUGAAGACCUGUAUAAUUUGUCGACUGCAGCAGGAAAUGGUGCCACAGUUUCAGGAGAUGUGGGCCUGGAGAACUUUACAAAAGAGAACACCUUAAUCAAGGGUAGGGAGUUUAGAGACAUAGAGGCACCAAGGACGGGUGAUAGUUUGGGCCGAGACAGAGAAGAUGUCUCAGAAGUUGUUGAUAACAAUUCAUCAGGUGGUACUGAUGGCAUCUAUGACUCCAAGAAUGGUGAGGAAAAAAUUCUGAAUGAGAAUUGCUUUACGCAAGAAGUCAGAGAACAAAAGUCAAUACAUUAUUGCAAGCAUAUUAAUCCAUUUGUCAGUUUAAAAAAUGAAAAUGGUUUUGAUAAUUCAGGUGAGGGAAAAAUAGAUAGCUCAUUAGAAGAAGUAGGCCAGAGUUCAUUAGGUGGUAAUGGUACCAACAAAACCUGGGACAUGGAGAAUGACGGAACUGAAAACUUUGCUCAAGGUAAAAUUUUGAAAGGUGAGUGUCCAUCAGGAAUAGUCAGUCAGACUCAUCUCCUUCACUCAGGUAGCAUAUAUGCUUCAGACAAGAAAUAUGACUCUAAUGAAGAUGGGUCAUCAGUGGAGGCUGCUGAGUCACCAGUGGAAGUUGCUGAGAGUUCACUUGGUGGCAGCAACAAAAUCCAAGUUUUGAAGAAUGUUGGUGAUGGAAAUUAUUUCACUGGGAGCAGCGUGGUCCAGGAGGAAAGACUCAAAGACACUAAAUCACAGAAAAUCUAUCGGCAGAUUAGUCUAGUUGGCUCCGCAAACUUAAACAGUUUAAAGGAAGAAGAUGCCCCGGAAGAAACAUCAUUGCCAGAAGCUGAUCGUGCUUGUUUCAGUGCUUCAGAUAGGAGUUUGGACUUCUGGCAUACUGAUGAAGCAAAAUCUGUUAAAGAAUUACCAAAACUAGGUGGUCAACUAAAUGCUCCAGAAAAUAUCUUAAGUUUGAACAAAUGCAGCAAAGUUGAAGAACCUGUAGAAGAUGGUCACAUUUCAUUUGGUCAUGUGGAUAACGUUCAGGACAUGAAGGACAACAUACUUGUAGAUGCAUUUUCCUCGGAAGCUAGGGAUGGAACUUCUCUCUGUGCGCCAACUAGAAAUUCUGAGGAAACUGAAGGAUUGCAUCCGCAAGUAUCACAAGUUCCUACAGAUUCAGAAAAUAUGGCGAGUGACAUUUGUCAUAUUCAGCUAGAGAAGAAGAAUUCAAAUGGCAAAGGGCUUGCAAGCAAAGCAAGUACCUUGUGUAACCAUGGAGGAAGGAGUCAGUGUGAAAAGUCUGCUUUGACUGGAGAAGAAGGUGUACCUAGCUGGCGAGAAUUUCUUCUUGAUGGGCGUGAAGGCAGAGAAGCAACAAUACUAGCUGACUAUACUUCAGUUCUGCGGAACUACAAAGAAACAAAGAGAAGGCUUGCUGAGCUGGAAAAGAAAAAUCAGGUGCAUCUUGAAGAGACAAAGGCGGUAAUACGGGAGUUGAGGAAUGCAAAUUCCAUGAAAUAUGUUGAGAUCCAGUCGCUAAGAAAUCUCCUGGACUCCUCGGAGAUGCCACCCAGUGAAGCAAGUAGUGACACAACUGGUUUCUCAAGUAUGAGAUCAUUUAGGGAAACUGACAGAACAAAUGGCACUUUGGAUAGAGAAAUUUCAACUGUGGAGGAAAUCAAUUUUAGCCACAAUGGGGCACCAAAGAAGGCCUCGCCAGUUGAAGUGAAGUUCAGAAACGAAAUUGAUGCUUUGGUCGAAGAAAAUCUGCAGUUAUUGGUAAGGUACAGCAUGGCUUGCCACUGCAUGCAGGAUUUUGACAGAAAAUACCAGGAGCUGCAGAGUGAAAUGGAGUUUGUUGAAGAUAAGAAGGCAGAGGAAUCUGAUAGUGCAGCAGAGCCUGAACCUGCUGAGAAGAAGCUGAGAGAGCUCCGAACUGAACUGGAUGUAUGGUUUGAGCAGAAUGCACUUCUCGAUCAAGAUGUGCAGCUGAAGACCACAUAUCUUUGCAGACUGCAAGAGGAGAUAGCCAAAGCCUUACGUGCUAGCUCAGAGAUAGGAGCCAGGUUCACGCCAUACGAAGCAGCCAAGUUUCAAGGAGAGGUCCUGAACAUGCAGCAAUCUAACAGUAAGAUUGAGAGCGAGUUGCAGGUCGCACUAGAGCACAUGAGAGAACUUCAAGCCAAGAUUAAUGAUGCCUUGCGGAGGCUCCGUGAGAGUUUUGAGCUUUCAUCCAGACGCUUGUCACAGCCAGAGACAGAAAGCAGCUAUCAAAACCAAUUCAAGCAUUUCCCAAGUAGGACCAGAGUACCGUUGCGGAACUUCCUGUUUGGCACAAAGCGAAAGAAGAAAUCAAUAUUUGCCUGCAUCAAUCCCACACUCCAGAAACAGUUCAGUGAUUUGUGAGUGAAUAGAUGUUGAAGGAUACAUGAACCAGCUACUAAAAUUUCGCUCACUUCCGGGAGGCAGAGGUGCUCAUUCAAUUUUCAUCCCAGCUUAUUGGAUGGACACAGGAUGAAGGAACGCCCAGUAACAACACCAUAGUUUUCCUUUCUUUUUUUUAAUUUUUGGAGAGAGGGAUAUUACCAUUACACUAGAGCUCACCAUACGUGAACAACACUUGUCUCAAGAUAUGCAUUCCCCAGGCCCUUGUUCUCUCUGGAGUAAUUUUUUUUUUCUGAGAGAACAAGAGCACGACACUAGCUUAUUAUGUCGUUUGGAAGGAGUCGAUGAGCUCCGCCGGUAAUGUUAGUUUGCUCUGUAGACUUGCUAUACUAUUCGUUCAUUCCAUUGAAUAAACAUGCAAAGCUAUGUCUUGUUUGAUACUAA